Molecule: messenger RNA, 1854 nt
Organism: Elephantulus edwardii (Cape elephant shrew)
Lineage: Eukaryota; Metazoa; Chordata; Mammalia; Macroscelidea; Macroscelididae
Product: zinc finger protein 14-like
Exons: 5
Coding region: 1-1854 (617 amino acids)
Biological process (GO): regulation of DNA-templated transcription
Molecular function (GO): DNA-binding transcription factor activity, RNA polymerase II-specific; RNA polymerase II cis-regulatory region sequence-specific DNA binding
Source: RefSeq, a predicted model, not a curated record
AUGACGGAGACGGUGGUCUUCGAGGACGUGGCUGUGGACUUCACACGGGAGGAGUGGGCUUUGCUGGAUCCGGCUCAGAGGACGCUCUACAGGGAUGUGAUGCUGGAGACUGUCAGGAACCUGGAGUCCGUAGGUGAGGUGGCGUCACCGAUGAUAAGACUCCAUUUCCAGGCAAUGAACCAGUUUUUCAACCAGAAACUCAGGAGCAAAAAUGCCCACAUGGAUGUGAGACUCUGUGCAAGUGAUGGCAGCCGUCAAAUGGGAACAACAUUCAACCGGAAUCCAGAUCGGAAUGUGUCCAAGAGAAGGGCCGCUGGAGGAAAUCCACAAGAAGACACUGUGUGCGGACAGGUCUUCACGCAUCCUGCAUCGUUGGAGAGGCGCAUCGCAGCCCACAGGGGACACAGACCUGAUCCGAGUCCAGAGUGUGGCGAGGGCUUUGCCUUUCCAUCAGAGCUGACGGGACACACGACGACCCACUGUGGAGAAAGACCUUACUCGUGCGAACUGUGCUGGAAAACAUUCAUUCACGCGCGGUCCUAUCGAAGGCAUGAAAAAGUGCAUGACAAAGAGAAGCCCCGUGCGUGUGCGCAGUGUGGAAGGACCUUCGGGUUUCUAGACUCCUUUCAAAGGCAUGAAAGGACUCACAGUAAAGGGAGACUGAACGAGUGCCAGGAAUGUGGGAAAGUAUUCAAAUGGCCUUCGUCUCUCACACGACACAUGAGGACACACAGCCGGGAGAAGCCCUACGAGUGUGAGCAGUGCGGCAAGGCCUUCAAGUGGCCCAUCUCCUUACAGACACACCUGAAAACACACGUGGGAGAGAAGUCGUACAGGUGUGAGCGCUGUGGGAAGGCCUUCACCUGGCCCGUCUCCUUACGGGCACACAGGCGGUCGCACUGCGGGGAGAAGGCGUACACGUGUGAGCUGUGCGGGAAGGCUUUUAGCUGGCCCCUGUGCCUGCAGAGACACCAGCGCACACACAACCCGGAGAAGCAGCACGCGUGCCGCCAGUGCGGGAAGACGUUCCGGUGGCACUUUUCCUUACGCAGACACCUGGUGACACACUCGGGAGCCAAACCCUAUGAGUGUAAGGAUUGCGGGAAAGCCUUCAGCUGGCCUAUCUCUUUACGAGAACACAUGACAAAGCACGCUGGCCAAACAGCCCAUGAGUGCCAGGAAUGUGGGAAAGCGUUCUAUUACCUCCAGUCCCUGCGGAGGCAUGAAAGGAGCCACAGCCAGGAGAGGCCGCACGCGUGCAGGCAGUGUGGGAAGGCCUUCACCCAGCUCUUCUACCUGCGCAGACACGCCCGGACACACAGCGGGCAGAAGCUGUAUCCCUGUAAGGAGUGCGGGAAGACGCUCAAGUGGGCCUCCUCACUGGCCAUCCACAUGAGAAUCCACAGGGGCACGAAGCCCUACGCCUGUCAGCAGUGCGGCAAAGCUUUCAACUGGGCCAUCUCUCUGCGGGCGCACAUGAGGAUGCACUCGGGCGAGAAGCCCUAUGGCUGUAAGGAGUGUGGGAAGUCCUUCUACUGGGCCAUAUCUUUACGCACCCACAUGACCACGCACACAGGGAAGAAAGCCUACACGUGCCCGCAGUGUGGCAGAGGCUUCCAUCAGCUGUCCUACCUGCGGAGACACGUCCGCAUCCAUGCCGGAGAGAAGCCGUAUGAGUGUAAGGAGUGUGGCAAAGCCUUCAAGUGCCCUUCGUCUUUACCCAAACACAUGAGAACUCACACGGGAGAGAGACCCUACCAGUAUGUAGACUUCCUAAGACAUCCGCAUGAACCUGACAUCAAGGUGUCCACUUCUGUGAUGAAGGUGUUGAUGUUGUCAGGUGCUGAAAAUUGA